UUCAAAACGUCAUAAACUAACACAUUGUAAGAUUGGUGUUCCUUUAAUUUCCAAGUAACCCCCUCUUUUUAUGGUUGAUGUUAGAAAGGCGGCCGGCGACACCCUUGAAUAUCAUAAAGUCCGCUUCUACACUCAACUAUUAGUCUAUUACUACUCUCUAGACCCCAUUUUGUGGAAUUAUACGUCGUCGUUGUUUUCAGUAAUCAAAUGAUGCUUACUGCAACUUUUGUAUUCUUAUCUUUUUCUCUUUGUUAUCAUAUGUAUCUUUCUUUUGUGUUUUAACCAAACCUAGGAUAACUAGACAAUGCAUUAUUGUUACCUCGACAAUGAUAUUUGCCUACCUUGACAAGUACAAAUUGCUGAUUGAAUAAAAUGAUAAGGUGUCAGUUUUUAAUUUGCAUUUUGAGUUGAUGGAAACUUUUGUUGUCACUUGUCAUCAAAAUGAGAGAAAGGACCACACUUUUUGGUUAUAAAAAUCUCCAGUCAUCGCGUAAGUUUACAUCAAAAAGUCCUAAAAGGUUUACUCAGCCGUCGAAUUGUCUUAGCUCGAUGAAUGAAUCUAUUGAUAUUUCCUUAAUGAUCACGAACAAUUCUUCUCCUGUUACAACUUUGACUCAUAUACAGUGGUGUUUGCGUUGUACAGUAAUGAACAUGCGUAUUUUGAUCGUGAACAGAAUGGUUUAAUUAGGUCAUAUCGAGGACUUCUUAUGGAUUGGAAGAACAUGUGCAGGUUCCCUUAGCCUCCGUCAAUCGCAAUCUUUAAACGAUGGUGAGAGCUUAAGUUUUGAAGGGGAAACGUUUGAACUUGGAUUCUUUAGUCCAGGAAGUCGAAGGAUCAGUUCUUGGGCAUUUGGUAUAAGAAUAUCCCUGUCAGGACUGUUUUUUGGGUGGCAAAUAGGAAAACACAGAUUAAAGAUCGUACUGGAGAAUUGAUGAUUAACAACACGAGGAGUGUUGUGAUUACGAGUAGGAUUAGUGGUGCUAUUUGGUCAACAAGUUCUUUCACGGAUGCUAAAGCUCCUGUUUUACAGUUUUAGAUUCGGGGAAUCUUAUCGUAAGAGAUGAAAAGGGCAGUAACUCGGAUGUUUAUCUGUGGCAAAGCUUUGAUUAUCCGUCUGAUACACUGUUAUCUGGAAUGAAGUUUGGUUGGGAUUUACGAUCUGGUCUUAAUAGGAGGAUCUCUUUGUGGAGGAACUCUGAUGACCCCUCCCCCGGAGAACUAAGUAACGGGAUAGAGCUCCAUGAAUAUCCUCAGGCGGUUAUAUGGAAGGGCUCAAGAAAGUACUUCCGCGGUGGUCCAUGGACCGGAGAUAAAUUUAGUGGUGCUCCUGAAUUGAGGGUGAAUCCUGUAUUCGAUUACAGCUUUAUAUCGAACAAAGAUGAAGUGUACUACACCUACCGACUGAAGAACAAGUCUGUCAUUUCGAGGUUGGUCUUGAACGAGACAAGCUCUUCCCGACAACGAUAUAUGUGGGUUGGAGCUGAUCAAGCUUGGAGGCUCUAUGCAUUAGUGCCACGUGAUUAUUGCGACUCUUAUAGCCUUUGUGGUGCGAAUGGAGAUUGCGUAAUCAGUGACUCACCUGUUUGUCAAUGCUUGGAAGGUUUUAGACCGAAAUCAUCAGAACGGUGGACUUUGAUGGACUGGUCUCAGGGAUGCAUCCUCAGCAAGCCAUUGAGCUGCCAAAGUAAGGAUGUUUUCAGAAAAUUUUCAUCAGAUUACUCACAGAUCUUCUCUUCUACCUAAAAUACAGAUACUAGAACAAGAUCCUACAUAUCCCGAAGUACUUAUCGGAAGGGGAACAGCAUUGGCGUUUCAAAGAGAACUUGAUGCAGCUAUUUCUGAUUUUACAAUGGUUUGCAUUAUUUGUCCAUUUAUCGGCUGGGGAACAGCGUUGGCGUUUCAAAGAAACAAAUGCUUCUGCUGCUGGAAUUUUCCAUUGAAAGGAGGUGAGUUGACUAUACUAAACAUAUGCCUUCUUUGUGUGCCUUUAAGUUGAUCAAUAUUCGGUAUUGGUGAGCUCGAUAACAGAGGAAAGUGAUUCACAAAAGCUAGAUGAAAAAACACGUGAAUCCUUGGAUAAUCAAUGAAAGGUGGAUGCAGAUGUAUCUGCUGAUGAUAGUAUGCACCUAUUCGGACAAAACUGAUACCUAUUGUUUUCGUUUAAUGAGCAAAGCCUCACUUAUAGGGAUUUUUUGUAUCUUCUUAAAUGGCACUAAGUAAUAUCUGUCGAUUGUCAGCAUAUUUAACUUCUCUUUGAAGUGGCUUUUUGUUUUUCCUAGAAGUGCAUAUUCAAGUGAUAUACAUGGCUUGCGUUAAACAAAGCCAUAGCCAGCCUUACAAUGGAGUGCAGUAUGGAGUGUUUAGAACUUAAAACAUUGUUGAACUAUAGUGUUCAAAUCUAAGUUUUGUAUGAGAUGGUAACAUACAACGAUUCUGGAAUAAAGCAUUCUUAAGUUUCCAGUUGUAACAUACAUGUAAUAUGUAUCUCUGACUGAUAUAGGCUGUAUAAUUUGUUUCCGCAAUUUCAAGUUCCUAUUCAAGCCCUGAAAGAACAUCUGUCAAAGGAAGGCAUAGAAUGUAACGACAUUUUUUUCUAUAGAGCAGCUCGAUAUGCAAUCCUCUGCUAUUGUCAAUCCUCUUCAUUGUCAUAAAAGUUUUGUUCUCUCAUAAACACCAACGUAUAUGGAAUCAAUAGCAGUUCCCACUUACCCUUCAUGUGAUUUGAACCAUCUCACCAACAGGGCCAACUCCUAUGUUAAUAUUUUGUGAAGUUAGCAAGUGAUUUUUUAGCUUUUGAACGUAGAAGAUCAAUGAUAUCUCAUGAUUUUUGCUUCCCCUUUAUGUAACUGUUCAAUCUUUGUUAUGUAAUAAAUGAAGCAAUUUGCUUCCCAUUUUCUCAUGCUUCUUCAUUUGUAUGUAAACUGUUAACUUUC
Capsicum annuum is the source of this 2934-nucleotide messenger RNA. Its product is annotated as G-type lectin S-receptor-like serine/threonine-protein kinase At4g27290. Lineage: Eukaryota; Viridiplantae; Streptophyta; Magnoliopsida; Solanales; Solanaceae. Gene Ontology annotation, biological process: recognition of pollen. Bases 1136 to 1744 code for a protein of 202 amino acids. The transcript is spliced from 2 exons. The record is from RefSeq and is a predicted model, not a curated record.